AUGCGAUUCCUUACGCCAUGGAGCCUGUUCUUGUCGUCGCUGACAGUUUGUACUGCGGAGCCGAUCGCAAAGCCAGAGGCUAUGCCGCAGCAGUACACAAAUAAUGCGCCUUUCUCUGGCGCGGUGUAUAUCGUGAAUCCAGAGGGACAGCAAGUUGUCGCACAAGAUCAGAAUUGGUGUCCGUCGUCCGCCUCAGUAAGCUGUAGUAAUGUCGACCAUCCUAGUUGGUGUUGCCCGUCAAAUUACCAAUGCGCCGUUCCCGCCAACUCCAACGGAUUGAUUGGCUGCUGUCCGAACGGAAACCAGUGUGGAGGAGUCGUCAACGUCGCGCAAGUCACUACUGUGACGGUAUACCCUCAGCAACAAACAGUCUACGCUGUGCCACCUCAGACCACGGUGUACCACCAACCAGACCCUGCGCAAGGUGGCUUCUGCGCUACAAUCACCAUGAAUGGGCCCGAUCUACCAAGAGCUGAACAGGGAUCAUGUGGCACAAUCUUGAUCGUUGCGGGAGCCCCAAGCUUGAAGGUGCUGAGCGCGGGUGCGGGCAUCGUUGCAUUCUUUAUGCAUUUUGCGCUGGGGAGAAUGUUUAACGGAGCAUAA
Molecule: messenger RNA, 603 nt
Organism: Bipolaris sorokiniana ND90Pr
Lineage: Eukaryota; Fungi; Ascomycota; Dothideomycetes; Pleosporales; Pleosporaceae
Exons: 2
Coding region: 1-603 (200 amino acids)
Source: RefSeq, a predicted model, not a curated record